CACGUGACGUGAUCUUUUUUAAGUGAAUUGUGGUCUGUGAGACAGAUUAAUUUUUGAUGAGUUCGGCUGAUAGAAUUUUAUUUAAUUUCUAAUUUAAUUUAUUUUAUUUCCUUAUAAUGAUUGACGGUCGUGCAAAUGAAUUACCCGAUUUUCAAGUGUUUCGGACAGUAAUAAAAUACUGUUUGGUUAUUAUAAUCUUACCCGUCUUGGCAUUUCUUUCAGCUAAGAUUGUAGUAUUUGAUACUAUAUUAAGAUUAGAACCUAUUUCCAGCAGUGUCUAUUCCGCAGUUAUAGCAGUAGUCGUCCUACAUGUUACGUUAGGAUUAUACAUUUAUAGAGCCUAUAGCGAAUCUGAAAGGAUUCCUUCGAAACCCGUUAAAAAAGAUUAACUUUUUAUAUUUUAACAACUUAAGUAAAGUCAGUCAUGAUGAACAAUUUAUUUAUGAAGGGAGAAUUAUUGCAAGUUCAUACCAAAAAUUCAGAAGUCAUUGAAGGAAGAUUUUAUGCAAUCAAUAGUGAUAAGUCAAGAAUUUCUCUCUAUGACAUCAAAGAAGAACUUCAAGGAAUAAAAUUGGAUGGUGUUUGUCACUACUACAACACUGAAAUACAGAAUAUAGUUAAACUGAAAGACAAAGAACUUCCUAAACAUUUGAAGAUCUCCCAAAAAGAGUGUGAAGAUAUAAUAAAACUUUCAAAAAAGUUCAUUUUCAUUAAUCAAAUUGAUAACAAUUUCCAUGAUGCUCUAGAUGAUUUAAAUCAUUAUAGCUAUGUGGGACUGAGUACUGAUGGUGCAGAUAUGGGCAGAAAGUGUAAAAUGCCUUUUCUGGUAAUGUCAACACCACAGCAGAUAUACAUAUUUGAUAUUCAAGUGAUGCAGUAUCAUGCUUUUGAUGCAGGCUUAAAACAACUUUUGGAAAGUGAAACACCAAAAAAGAUUGUACAUAACUGCAGGAAAAUAUCAGAUUGUCUUUUCCACAAGCACAAUGUGAAAUUGAAUUCUGUAUUUGAUACUCAGGUAAAAGUCCAGACAAUUUUCUUAUGUUAUAAUUUGAUGAAGCUUUACCUUUACAAGAGUAUUAUUGCAGGUUGCAGACUUGAUUAUAGCUAGGAACAAAAUGGGAUGUUUGCCUACUGCAGUCAAGUCUUUAUCUGAAUGCUUGACUUCAUAUCUUGGUCUCCAAUCCAACAUUAUUGAAGAAAAGAUUGAUAUUGUGCAAAGUACAGAGCGUCCUUUAUCACUUAAAAUCAAGGAAAAUCUAGCUAAGAAUAUAGCAUAUAUCCACCGUCUAUCUGAGAUAAUCAGUGAUGAAAUGGCCUUGCCUUUUGUGAGGGGUGUGCAAUAUUUUGUUGAUAAUAUUCGAUCAUCUGAUGACUUCAAAGCUUGGGAACUAUGUGGUAAAAAUAAUCAAAUACCAAAGGAAUUAAAAAAUGCAAUAGAAUAUUAAGUGCAACACAUUCCACAAAAUAAAUUUAUAGAAAUAUUAUUUCUAAGUUUUAUGCUCCUUUUUGUUCAGUGCUUCAUGAAUUUUUAAACUUAAUAAGGACUAGUUCAUAAAGUCAAUAUACAUAAUAUGCAUGUCAGUAUUAUGAAUUUCAUCAUAACAAGAAUUUCUAUGCUUUUGUUGGAUAUCAUACAUUAAGGCUUUUUGAAAUACUGGUAAGAUUUAUCUAAAAGUGUAGCGUUAAUUGAAGGCUUGUGUGAGUUUACUGUGAUUGCUCAAAGCAGAUUUAUUUUUCUUAUGUAUGUAUGUGUAGUCCAAGUAGUUUAAAAGUGUGAAGCUUCUGGUAUUUAAACUAGUAUUACUGUCAAUGAAUUUUUUUUUCAAUAAAUGGUCACAUGAAGAUUAAGCUUUAAAUUUUUUAGCAUUGCAGUGUAAACCUAACUUGAUAUUGUCAGUAAGAUGGAUAUAUAUUUUGUGAGAUGGUUUAUACAAUAGUGUGGUAUAAUGUAGACUUAAAAUGUAUAAAUAACAAACCACUACAAGUUUAAAAGGAGUGCUUGCUUAAAUAAAUCACAUUAAUGUAUUUC
Molecule: messenger RNA, 2029 nt
Organism: Diatraea saccharalis (sugarcane borer)
Lineage: Eukaryota; Metazoa; Arthropoda; Insecta; Lepidoptera; Crambidae
Source: the annotation of a GenBank genome assembly